AAAAAGGAGACGUUUUUUGUGUAUUGCAAAGGCGUUUAAUUCUCUAAUCGUUAUCGCCGAACAGUAUCUGAGGUUCUCAGUGCGAAGAGUGAAGAGGAAAGCGGGACCUAGACGAUCGGACAGAGAUGGCUUGGUGUGCUGCUCGGGCUCUUCACAUGCCGGCUUUGGACAUCACUGCAUUGCGCUCCAAGACUCCCUUAGCCGUCGGCGUCGGUUGUGCUUCGGUGGCUGGAACCACCUUUUGCCGAUCUUCCUCAACUUCCAAGCGCCAAAUUCCCUUCGCAUCCCUCGGCAUUUCUACCGAUACUAGUAUCAAGGAAGCUGUUAAGACUGACAAGGCUCCAGCUGCAUUAGGGCCAUAUUCUCAGGCUAUCAAAGCUAACAACCUUCUCUUUGUGUCUGGUGUCUUAGGUUUGAAUCCUGAGACAGGGAAAUUUGUCUCAGAUGAUAUUGAAGGCCAGACUGAGCAGGUCCUAAAAAAUAUGGGUGAAAUAUUGAAAGCUGGAGGUGCCAGCUAUUCUUCCGUGGUCAAGACAACUAUUAUGUUGGCUGAUCUGAAGGAUUUCAAGAAAGUUAAUGAGAUUUAUGGUAAAUACUUUCCAUCCCCUGCUCCUGCUCGGUCAACAUAUCAGGUUGCAGCAUUGCCUUUGGAUGCCAAGGUUGAAAUUGAGUGCAUCGCUACACUUUGAGAUCUUACCUAGUUACAGGUACCCACCCAGCUUUGAAGACAUCAUAAAUUAAUAAGAUGGAGAUAGCAAUCACGGGAACACCCCAAAAUCCCAUGUGGCUUUUGUAUUCCCUGAGACUUUCUUCUUGUUACAGUAGAGUGUAACCGCUUGACGGUCAGUGCUUUUUAGCAGUGAAACUUGAAGUUAGAUGAAACAUAUUGAUAUUGUUG
Molecule: messenger RNA, 898 nt
Organism: Cucurbita maxima (winter squash)
Lineage: Eukaryota; Viridiplantae; Streptophyta; Magnoliopsida; Cucurbitales; Cucurbitaceae
Product: reactive Intermediate Deaminase A, chloroplastic
Exons: 6
Coding region: 126-689 (187 amino acids)
Cellular component (GO): cytosol
Molecular function (GO): deaminase activity
Source: RefSeq, a predicted model, not a curated record